Messenger RNA from Pelmatolapia mariae (spotted tilapia), 1019 nucleotides. RefSeq lists its product as uncharacterized. The transcript has 5 exons. The record is from RefSeq and is a predicted model, not a curated record. NCBI's taxonomy places the organism in Eukaryota, Metazoa, Chordata, Actinopteri, Cichliformes, Cichlidae. Bases 120 to 998 code for a protein of 292 amino acids.
UCAGAGAGGAGGAGGAGAGAUUCAGGGAGGAGCUGAGCUGUUACUGAACUAGAAGAGAGAGAAACCUCCACAUUCAACAGAGUUCAGCACACAAACCAUAAACUUUACCUUCAUUCAACAUGUUGUCUUUGGACUAUUAUGCACUUUCUUUACUGAUUCUCACCAUUCUAACAGGUGUCAGCUGUGAAGAUCUCACUCCAACCAACAAAGAAGUGUUCAGUGUAGAAGGCAGCACUGUUACUCUGUCCUAUAGAUUAUCCAGAGAAGCAACUGGAAAUGAUAAUUUCUACUGGUAUCGACAGUAUCCUGGAAAACCACCAGAGUUCCUGAUCUAUCAUUUAUCAUCAGGAAAAGUAAUGAAAGAAGAAAUCUCUGGACUGUCUGUUAAUGUGAGUGAAGAUAAAACACUGAUGACUCUUCAGAUCUCCUCUGCUGCAGUGACUGACUCUGCUGUGUACUACUGUGCUCUGCAGCCCACACAACCCAACGCACUGAUAAAACACGGCCUAUCACAAGGAGACGUUGUCCAACAUUGUGAGCACUCUCGAGUUCAACACAAAACAAACUUUAUGUUCCUCAACAUGCUGUCAUUACAUCACUGUGUGUUUCCUCUGAUUCUUCUCACUCUCACAGGUGUCAGCUGUGAUCAACUCACUCCAGUCAAAGAUGAAGAGUCCAGUGUAGAAGGCAGCACAGUUACUCUGUCCUACAAAUACACCACAGGUGCUACUUAUUUCUUCUGGUAUCGACAACAUCCAGGAAAAUCUCCAGAGUUCCUGAUCUCACACUCACCUUCAGGGUCAGUAGGAGUAGAAAAAAUUCCUGGAUUGAAGAUUCAAGUGAAUGGAAACCAAAUCAACAUGAGCAUCUCCUCUGCUGCAGUGACAGACUCUGCUGUGUACUACUGUGCUGUGAGGCCCACAGUGACAGGAAACACCAAAACUCUGUACAAAAACCUUUGGAGCAAAGACAACAGAAUACUCCACAACAUCCACUAGAGGGAGCCACACACUGUUAAA